This is a messenger RNA of Lethenteron reissneri (Far Eastern brook lamprey), 3802 nucleotides long. RefSeq names its product calcium/calmodulin-dependent protein kinase kinase 1-like. Gene Ontology annotation, molecular function: protein serine/threonine kinase activity; ATP binding. Gene Ontology annotation, biological process: CAMKK-AMPK signaling cascade; protein phosphorylation. The record is from RefSeq and is a predicted model, not a curated record. Lineage: Eukaryota; Metazoa; Chordata; Hyperoartia; Petromyzontiformes; Petromyzontidae.
GGAGAGAGACCGAGAGAGAGACAGGGGGAGAGAGACGGGGAGAGACGGGGAGAGAGUCGGAGAGAGAGACGCAAGAGACAGGGAAGCUGCGCGACAGACGAGGAGACACGGAGGAGAGCAGCGAGAGAGCCGCGCAAGCCGACACGGAAGGCAGCCGGCGCCAUGGAAGCGCCACAGCCUGGGGCCAGCGCGGGAGCCAGCGCGGGAGCCAGCGCGGGAGCCAGCGCGGGAGCCAGCGCGGGAGCCAGCGCGGGAGUGGGGGAGCUCGCGGAGCCCCUGGCGGCGUUGGCGCUCCGGGGCGGAACGGCGCCCGCCGACAAGGCGUGCGCCGGCGGGAGCGCCGACGGCGCGGCCUGCUCCUCCUCGGCGCCCGUCGCGUCUCCCGCUCCGUCUCCCAGCCCCUCGUCCCGUCGCCCGGGGCUCGGCCGCUCCGCGGGUGGCCCCGCAGCCGGCGUCUCGCCCGGUGGCUCCUCGCGGCCGGGCCGCCGGCACACGGUGCAGUCUCACCGCGUGUCCGUCACGGACCUGCAGGACUGCAUUCAGCUAAACCAGUACAAGGUGCUGGGCGAGAUUGGAAAGGGGUCCUACGGAGUGGUCCGGCUGGCGUACAACCAGGAGGACAACGUCCACUACGCCAUGAAGGUGAUGUCCAAGAAGCGCCUGGUGAAGCAAGCCGGCUUCCCGCGUCGGCCUCCCCCACGCGGCAGGGCGGCCGGAGCGGCGGCGGCGGCGACGACGGCGACGACGGCCCGGAGCCCCCUGGACCGGGUCUACCAGGAGAUCGCCAUCCUGAGAAAGCUGGACCAUCCCAACGUGGUGCGGCUAGUCGAGGUGAUGGAUGACGCCGGCGAAGACAACUUGUACAUGGUAUUCGAGCUGGUGCGCAGGGGGCCCGUGAUGGAGGUUCCCUCUGAGUGCCCCUUCUCGGAGGAGCAGUCUCGCCAGUACUUCCGCGACAUCCUCAUGGGGAUCGAAUACCUGCACCACCAGGGCAUCGUGCACCGUGACGUGAAGCCGUCCAACCUCCUGCUGGGCGACGACGACCACAUCAAGAUCUCGGACUUCGGCGUGAGCGACCGCUUCCACGGCGACGACGCCGUCCUCUGCGGCUCGGCCGGCACGCCGGCGUUCUGCGCCCCCGAGACGCUGACGCACGCGCGCACGCGCUUCACCGGGAAGGCACUGGACGUGUGGGCCAUGGGAGUGACUUUGCACUGCUUCGUGUUCGGAAUCUGCCCGUUCAGGGACGAGCACAUCCUCGCCCUGCACAACCAGAUCAAGACGCAAGCCGUCACCUUCCCCGAGCAGCCCGCAAUCGGUGAGCCGCUCAAGGUGCUGCUGCUGGCCAUGCUGGACAAGCGGCCGGAGAGCCGCAUCACGGUGCCCCAGAUGAAGUGUCACGGCUGGGUGACCCAGGGCGGCACGGACCCGCUGCCCCCACUGCACUGCGCCCCCGUGGAGGUGACGUGCGACGAGGUGCGGGACUCGGUGCGUCACGUCGUCAGCCUGGCGACGCUGAUCAUGGCCAAGCAGAUGCUGCGCAAGCGCUCCUUCAGCAACCCCUUCGAGUCGAGCAGCCGCAAGGAGGAGCGCAGCAUGUCGGCUCCGGGAAACCUGCUCAUGGACCGCCAACUAUCAUUUCACAAACUGCACCCAUCUCUAAGGAAGCAGAACAGCGGAGAUGCCAUCGCGGUGGCCCCCGACCUGCCGGAGGUACAAGAAGGCGAAAAUUCGUCGUGAAGCCGGAGAGUCGCCCUGCAGCGAACUUGGGCCGCGCCUGGAGGGAGAAGCGUCCGUACGUCCGUACGUCCGCCCACUGCCGCCGCCGCAGCAGCAGUGGCAGCGUUGAGCGGCGGCGGUGCGACGUGUCAGCCGCCGUCGAGGGGGAAGCGUCCAAGGGCCGUUGCCGCCGCCGUCGACCCUGCCGCGUACGGGGCUCCACGGUUCUUUUUGUUUUAAAAGAAAAUGUUUCGAGUGACGCUCACAAGCUGAGAUGUUUUUAUUUUUGUUAACCCCGGGCGAGAACCGGAUGAGUCUCGUUCGCGAGAGCGCCGUCUAGGGGGGGCGGGGAGGCGUGAGCCUGCCGCCAGCAGCCGGUGGCGAUAAUCGCCGCGCUGCGUGUGUGUGUGUAACGCAUGCGCGAUCUCAAUCGAGCAAUUUGCGCUGCGAUUUUUUUUCUUCCCAAUUUGGCAAAUUUGCACCGUGACGCCGACACACGGCGGCCCUGCUCUUGCACGUGACGUCAAGGGAUCAUUACACACACCGCAGUAAUAACCAGGGGCGGCCGCUGGAUUCGAACCGCGAACUUCUCUGCCACGAUGGGCGGUCGCGCGACCGCUUAAGCCGCGUCGUCGCGAACGCCACCCACCAUCUCGCCGGGAGGAAUCAUGGAAGAUAUGCACUUUGUAACCGAUGUCAUUCCCUCUGCGCGUCUCGAGUAAGACUUCGCAGAAGCGGGAGCGGUCAAUCGCUCCCCCCUCCCUCCCGACCGAGGUUCACGAAACGCGUGCGGCACGAAGCUGUGUGUCUACGUCGAACUUCUUUCGCACCGUACGUAGCCAACCGCGCCAAUCGGAGGUGAGAAUGCGUGGAUCACCCACGCUCGGCGCGGGGGUGACUAUUUUUCGAGUUAAAAUUCACAUCACUUUUUUUCAAGGAGCGUUCCUUACGCGCACGAGUCGCACCGUCAAUGGCCACGGAUCGCGGAGUUUCUACGAGGCAAUAUUCGCGCGUUCCCCCCCCCCACACCCACACACCGGCAGCAAAAAAAUGAUAUCAGUCGGGUCACGAAGCAUGAACUUUUGGGACGCCAAGGCCGCUGCAAUGCACCAUGGGAGCGGGUCGUUGGGGGGGGAAGGCACCCCCCCCCCCCCCCACCGCCGCUGCGCGCUGAGUCAGACGUAGACGAUACCGCGGCCUGGUCCCGGAGGAAAACUGAGCGGAGGGGGGAGCGGAGACGGUGGCGAGAGGGGAGAUGGACAGGGUGCUUCAAAAAGAUGUUAACCACCUUCGAGAAUUUGAAACAACGCCGCGAGAAAUGUGCUGCCUCCGGGCUCUGGAGACCACCCGGAGAAGAUUCCAGGCAACGUGUUGACAACGAUGGGAGACGCUUUGACUUUUUGAAGCUACUGACAUGCAUUAAUUAUCACGUUAAGGCCCAUUAUCCGUUAUUUUCCCAUUAAAAAAACGAUAGUCCAAUGUCAGUGUUAACGUUUCUUUUGCAGCACCCUGGACACUGUGAUAACCUCCUCAAGGCGACAUUGAAUCCUGGGCCUCACUUCAUGCUGAGCCAGUGGGGAGCUAGCAGGGAAGGCUCAGCCUUGCUCUCACCUCAGUCCUCCUAGCGCGGUGUUUUCAGAGGCGGCGGGCGGGGGGGGCCACUUUCGCCGAUAAGACAUCACCGGUGUGGUGAGGGCCGCCACACAUUUGAACCCAUCGGGCUGGGUUUGACAGCAGCACGAUGAUGAUGAUGGGGGGCUGUUUUCACUCUUUGUGUAUUGCUGGGGGGGCCGCACUAAAGGUCCACCAGCGGCCACCCAGUGGCCCGCGAGCCUUGGACGUGAAGGACAGUGGCCUAGCAAGAUGACCUCUGGUCAUCCGUGAGUGUAAGCACGCUGCUUAUGAUGAUGAUGAUGCUAAUGCUGCCUGCAAGGCUUGAGGUGUGGGGCCUGCAGGCGCCGACUGCUGCAGCCGCUACAGGCGUCGGUGUGUCAAGAUGUAACCAUGCACGUGUCUCUAUGAGCAAUGUUAUAUGCAUGCGUGUAAUUUGUAUGUUACCGUAUUAUUUUAUUAAAAUGCCCUC